Pecten maximus is the source of this 2455-nucleotide messenger RNA. RefSeq names its product 5'-nucleotidase domain-containing protein 1-like. Lineage: Eukaryota; Metazoa; Mollusca; Bivalvia; Pectinida; Pectinidae. Gene Ontology annotation, molecular function: 5'-nucleotidase activity. The transcript is spliced from 12 exons. The record is from RefSeq and is a predicted model, not a curated record. The coding region runs from base 22 to 1413 and encodes 463 amino acids.
UCUGACCGGCAGGACGUAAACAUGGCUGAGACUUUCUGUUUGUCCGAUUUCGAUGCUUAUGGCUUUGAUAUGGAUCAUACGCUUGCUAAGUACAAGCUUGUUAAUUUAAUGCAGCUAUGUUAUGAGGCAACAUGCGACUGUCUGAUUCAAAAAUUUGGCUACAGUCCAAAACUGAAAGAUGAUAUCCACCUACACAAGGACUUCAUAUGCAAGGGCUUGUUUCUAGAUGCAGAAAGAGGAAAUAUACUAAAACUGUCACAUGAUGGCAAGAUCCUAAGAGCAAGUCAUGGAACACGAAUGAUGUCGGAGGAGGAGAUGGUAUCUGUCUAUGGGGAAGAUCUCCAUUGGGAACACUUUCAUGAAGUCAAGCGGGAUGUGAAAUCUACAGGAGCGGGGUUCAAGUUCCGGUUCUUUGAGAAUUAUUUUGAUAUACCAGGAGCAGUGAUUUGUGCCCAUAUAGUAGAUACGCUGGACGAAGAGGCAGGUGAAGAGCUGGAUCAGUACAGUUUUUGGGAAGAUGUUGUGGGGGCUUUUACAACAAACUUCAUACCAAGUGCCUUCACAGAUGACUCUGGUUGGUUUUAUCCCAAAUUGAAGAUGAAUGCUAAACACUAUUUCCAGGAGUGUAGUCAAGGUGUUAAACAGUGGCUCAAAGAUCUCCGACAGAAAAAUAAAAUUGUAUUUUUGAUGACUUCUUCUGGAUACAGUUUUUCUAGUCUAGUGAUGAAGGAAAUUCUUGGAACAGAAUGGCAGUCUCACUUUGAUCUAUGUCUUUUUAAUGCAAGAAAACCUGGAUUUUUUGUCAACAAAACCUCAUUUUUAAAUAUAGAAGACGGUAUCGAAGGCAAACCAACAAAGACCCUCAAAAGGAAUGGUUGUUUUUCUCAAGGCAACCUGGACGAUCUCAUAACAUUUCUGUCUUCACAGACAGACACAGAACAACCAAAGGUCGUGUACUUUGGAGACAGUUUGUGUUCUGACAGCUUCCCUGCGAGGACAUAUGCAGGCUGGAGUGUGGUUCUUGUUUUGGAGGAGAUGGAGGCAGAGGGCUAUCACCUGACUAAGCAUGAUCUGGAAUGUGACGACGAACAACCUGCCAGUAAUGUCAGACAAAAACAGGUCAACAUAGAUAUUGACCCUGAAGAAGAAUCAUUUCUAUUGUCAAAAAUGUGGGGGUCAUUUUUUUACCAUGAGAAGGAGGAUAAAAACCAUGAUCGAAGUAUGAACACAUUCUGGGGACGACUUGUAAGCCAGUACAAUGCAAUAGCUAUACCUAUCAUCGAAUAUAUAGCAGGUAUGCCCAUCAACCAUGUGUACACGAGGUUUGGUAGGGAAGUUGGAAGUACUUCUGGGUUCCAUCCAGCCAGACCCAAGCCACUGAUUCCAAACAGAGCACCUGAUUGCUCGACCUAGUCCCUUUAGGAAAAUAUUACUUCUUUGUAUGCGUCUCCGAUAAUUAAGAAGAUUUAAUAAUGCUUAAAUUAAUGGAGACAAAAACAUCCAUAUCAGUGUAUUAUGUAGGUAAGAAUGUAGGUAAAACAUGUUGCGAUCCAUUUCUUAUAUGUGUAUGUGCUUCAAAGCGUUAUUUUCUAUGAAAGAGGGUCAUACAUUAGUUUCUAUUUCAAAUGCAAUUUAUAUGAGUAUCUGUAAAUUUGAGCCUCAGAUGAAAACUUCGUGAUAAGUUGUAUAAACCUCACAUGAAAUAGACAUUGAUGAUUUUGUGUUAUUCUCUUGUGAAAAUUGGUUUUGUCCAGUUAUAUAGUGGUUGAUUUUUUUAUUAUUAUUUUUUUUUACACAAUAAAUGCUGGUUAUUGUUGUUUUGAAUAUUAUUUCAUGUCUUAGCCAUGUCUCCCAGUAUGUUUGUUAUGAUUUUAUAAGUAUUACCAGGGUUAGUGGACAAUUUUCUCUUCUCUAUGAAAACAUAGGUUUAGUUUGUACAAUAUUUCAAAAUCAGACUGCUGGUUAGUGUUCAAAGUAUGAAGCUUUACUUCCCUGAAUUAUGCGAAAAAUGUAAAAUCUUUCAUGUAUUGUUGUGUUCAUGAUAUAUAAUUAUAACUGAAGUUUUAUUAUUUAUUAUUCAAAAAAUGAAGGCUACGUACAUAAUGCCAUCACAUAUGUUGUAUACAGUCAAACCUUGUUAUAAUGUCACUAUUGUGCAGUUAAUUCUUGUUUUACUUGAACCAUUUGUCCAGUCAAACCAUGUUAUACUGCCAUAAUUUGUCAGUCCAAACUUGUUACACUGUCGCAUCUUGUUAUUGAAACUUUCUUAUACGAUCACCACUAUACAGUAAAACUACAAACCCUGUUACACUGCCAGUAUCCAUCAUAUGUCUUUAUAUCCGUAUGAAGUGGAACAAUGUACCAAUGUUUUAAUACCAUCAAUAUUUUUUAUAAAUAUGAUCAUUAUUUUGAAUUUUUUUGUUAUAUGUAUAUUAAAAAAUGCUUUAUCACAAAA